This is a messenger RNA of Triticum turgidum subsp. durum (durum wheat), 594 nucleotides long. Lineage: Eukaryota; Viridiplantae; Streptophyta; Magnoliopsida; Poales; Poaceae. The record is from the annotation of a GenBank genome assembly.
AUGAAGCAGCAAGCUGACAAGAAGCAUUCGUUCCGGGUGUUUGAAGUGGGCGAUCUUGUCUACUUGAAGCUACAGCCGUAUAUUCAGACUUCUGUCGCCCCGCGGGCUUGUCACAAGCUCUCCUUUCGGUUCUUCGGCCCUUACAAGAUCAUCGCUCGAGUGAAUGAUGUUGCCUACAAGCUGCUUCUGCCGAAGCAUGCACAAGUGCACCCGGUCUUUCAUGUGUCACAACUCCGAAAGGCUCUUGUUCCAGGUAUGGAGGUUUCUGAAGAUCUUCCUGUUCAUUCUAACAUUCCUGUUGUACCUGUGAAGAUGCUCGAGCAGCGCUGGCGACGUCGAAGGGGGGCCAUGGUGGAGCAAGUCCUUGUUCGUUGGUCCAACCCAGCAGUGGUGCCUGAUUCAUGGGAGGACCAUGCAGCGCUCCAAGCUCGAUUCCCAGCGGCUGAGGCUUGGGGGCAAGCCUCGACACAAGAAAGGGGGGAUGUCAGCACCCCUGGCCCACAUGGCAGUGACGACCAGCGCUCGCCUAUGCUUCCCAGGCCGGUGCGGGCUCGCAAGGCCAACAUGAGAGUAGUUGGGCCCGAGUGGGUGUAA